AUGGCAUGCAUUUUGUUCAUUCUAAUUUCUGUCCUGGGCCUGAUAAUUCAUUCAGAAGGAAAAACAGAAGAAAUAAACAAUAUGCACUUUGUUGACGCCACAGCACUACCUCAGAAAAUAAUGCUCACCUGCAAUACAUCUAAGGAGCAAAGUGCAUUGGUUUAUUGGGUGAAAAAUAUGAAAUUGGAAGGAAAUGGCAAGAGUUUGGAAAAAACCAUCCGGGGAUACCCAGAUGCUGGUGAAUACGUUUGUAGGAGCAACACCACAGAUGCUAUUUUAAGUUACAGUACCGUGUAUAUUAAGAAGACAAAUGACAAAGGCGAAGUAGCUGAGUCAAUUCUCAGUCCUUUUAAAGGUAAGCCUGUCAACAGACCCUACUUCAAAUGUACAGCAAACAAUUACUCUGGGAACUUCAAGUGCUUUUGGAAACCACUCGAGCAGAAUUCAAAUUUGAAAUUUGGAAUUAAAGUCACAUCAGAGAAUGCAGUCUGUGAUGAACCCAUUAGACCAGAGGCAGGAAUGUACACUGCUUCCUGUAGAAAAGGAAUUCACUGCCCAUCCACUGAGGAGUUCGAAGAAACUGGGAUUGCUCUAGAGGUUUUCCAUGGAUUUGAAUAUGAAGAACAUACUCACAACUUCUUCAUCAAAGACAUUUUAAAGCCUGAUGCUGUUGAGUGCCACAUGGAGAACAGCCUAUUGACUUGGACACCACCCAAAACCUGGAGCACUCCAGCUAGUUACUAUAGGCUGACAUACCAAAUCAAGAUUGUUCAGCAUCAACUGAGAGACCGGAUUUGUGAGGUUGACAAUGCUAUGCUGCUUCAAGGUGGAAACUCCAUAAGCUGCAGAUUGUAUCGUCGUGGAACAAUUUAUAUCCGUUCCAGGGAUCACUAUAACAAAAAAUCAGCUUGGAGUGACUGGUCUGAGCCUUGCAGAAAGCAAUCUGGCAAGCAGGACAUACACAAUGAAGAUGGAGUUAAAAUUAGGCAAUGUGAGUGUAAGAAGAACUGA
Molecule: messenger RNA, 1011 nt
Organism: Zootoca vivipara (common lizard)
Lineage: Eukaryota; Metazoa; Chordata; Lepidosauria; Squamata; Lacertidae
Source: RefSeq, a predicted model, not a curated record